AUGGAAGAAACGUCUAAGCAAUCCCCAUUUUCCAUCUUAUUCUUCUUCCUUCUCCUCACUGCUGCGCCGGUUUCCGCCCAAUUCCCCUUCCCGGAGACCACCUCCACGGCGGUUCCUGACCCCAGCAAAUUCUUCUCUCCAAAUCUCCUCUCCUCUCCACUCCCCACUAAUUCCUUCUUCCAAAACUUUGUUCUCAACAAUGGCGAUUCGCCGGAAUAUAUUCAUCCGUAUCUCAUUAGAACAGCAAAUUCUUCGCUCUUUGUUUCAUACCCAUCUCGUAUUUCCAAUUCUUCAAUCAACCAGUUGCAGUUCUUCCCCGAUCUCGUCAUUUCUUCACUCAACAAAACUUCUAACGCAACCCAUUUCGUAUCGUCCUUCAGCGAUCUUGGUGUUGAUUUGGACAUUGGCGUUUUCAGAUACCAUCUCGUUCGUGGAAGUCCUUACUUGACUUUCUCUGUUUUGAAAACCUCCUUUGUUUUGAUCUCAACCAGCAAUGGCGUCCGGUCUGUUGAUUCUUAUGAGGAUUAUACGAAAUAUAUCAUUCGGUUGAACAAUGGCCGGAGUUGGCUUCUUUAUUCCUCGUCGGCGAUUUAUCUGAUUAAAUCGAAGAGUAAUCAGGUUGUUACUUCCGGGGGAUUUAUCGGCGUGAUUCGGGUUGCUGUUUUACCGGAUUCAGCGGUGGAAUCGGAGAAAAUUCUUGAUCGGUACAGUGGAUGUUACCCUGUUUCUGGGUUUGCGAAGUUGUCGGGAGGUUUUGGGUUUGAGUAUAAAUGGCAGAAGAAAGGAAGUGGCGGCCUUCUCAUGUUGGCUCACACAUUGCACCGGGAAAUCUUGCCGCGAGAUCAAACGGUUCUUCAGAAUCUCCGGUACAGCAGCAUCGACGGUGACCUUCUGGGUGUGGUUGGAGAUUCGUGGGAUUUGAAGUUCAAUCCGAUUCCGAUCACUUGGCAUUCAAUCAACGGAAUCGAUAGCAAAUUCUUCCCUGAGAUUGUCGCCGCUCUUAAACGGGACGUUGCGACUUUAAACGUUACAGAGCUUUCGUCAACGCCGGCGUCUUAUUUCUAUGGGAAGUUGUUGGCCAGAGCUGCGAGAUUGGCUCUGAUCGCCGAAGAGGUGAAUUACGGAGCCAGUGUCAUUCCGGCGGUGGUGAAAUUUUUGAAAAACGGGAUUCAGCCAUGGUUGAUCGGGAAAUUUCCCAAAAAUGGGUUUCUGUAUGAAAGAAAAUGGGCUGGAUUGGUGACGAAGAACGGUGCUACAAGUACAAUAGAGGAUUUCGGAUUUGGAAUCUACAACGAUCACCAUUUCCAUUUGGGUUAUUUCGUGUACUCAAUCGCCGUUCUUGCGAAGCUUGAUCCAAAUUGGGGAAAACAAUACAAGCCUCAAGCCUACGCUUUGCUUUACGAUUACAUGAAUUUCAGACCCAAAAAAUCUCAAUUCUCAAUUCCAUUCAGAAACUUCGAUUUCUGGAAGCUCCACUCCUGGGCCGCCGGAUUGGCCGAAUUCCCCGACGGUCGAAAUCAGGAAAGCACAAGCGAGGCCGUCAACGCUUAUUACGCAGCUGCCCUGAUGGGUUUGGCUUACGGCGACGCAUCCCUCACCGCCGCCGGGUCAACACUGACGGCGGCAGAGAUCACGGCGUCGCAGACAUGGUGGCAUGUGAAGAAAGAAAAGAAUGGAAUUUACGAUAAGGGAUUUGCAGAGGAAAACAGAAUGGUGGGGAUUUUGUGGAGUGCAGCAAGGGAGAGCCGCCUGUGGUUUGCUCCAGCGGAGUGGAGGGAAUGUAGACUUGGGAUACAGGUGUUGCCGGUAUUGCCGGUGACGGAGAGGAUGUUUACCGAUGUGGGGUUUGUGAAGGAGGCUGUAGAGUGGGUGCAACCGGCGUUGGAACGGGAAGAUGCCGGUGAAGGGUGGAAGGGAUUUGCAUAUGCUUUGGAAGGGAUUUAUGAUAAGAAGAGUGCGGUUGAGAAGGUGAAGAAGUUGAAGAAACAUGAUGAUGGGAAUUCUUUGAGUAAUCUUUUAUGGUGGAUCUAUAGUCGGCCGGAGGGACGAGGUUGA
Molecule: messenger RNA, 2055 nt
Organism: Cucumis melo (muskmelon)
Lineage: Eukaryota; Viridiplantae; Streptophyta; Magnoliopsida; Cucurbitales; Cucurbitaceae
Product: putative endo-1,3(4)-beta-glucanase 2
Molecular function (GO): endo-1,3(4)-beta-glucanase activity; carbohydrate binding
Source: RefSeq, marked provisional